AGCACCGCAGAGUGCCGGUCGAAACUAGAAACGGUUGAGUAUUACACCGAUUGCUUCGAAAGUAGAUUGUUUUUCGGGGCAGACACUCCGCCCUUACGGAUAUUUUCAUUGAAUUCAAACUGUAACGUGUAUACUUCUUGAUUCGAAUUUGAUCAGCUGUCCAGUGUGAAUAAUAUUGGUAUAAAUAGAAGUGACGCGAUACGGUCUUCUUUAUUUGGGCGUUCUGGUGCAGUAGUUCAAAUGGUCCAGUAAACGUUUCAUUACCUAAACAACGCACCGAAUACGUUAGAAAUGUGUACAACUUUGAUGCACAUCGGACAAUUUUUUUCCAGUACAAAGAAGGAGAAGCCGAACGGCGAGGUGACGAAAUCGACGCCGAAGCGAAGUCAGAAAGUGGCGGACUCGCAGGUGGUUGCCGUCAUCGAUUCGACGAGAACAGAGGAAAACGGUUUGAUCAACCGGGACGAGAAGCUGAACGGUGAUUUGCAAAGAUUCGAGAAAGUUUCUCCAUCGAUGGAAAAUAGUUCCACCGAAGUAGUUGACGAUUUGACUGUCAAGAGUCCGUUGCCCUCCGGUAAACGCGACGAAGUAAACGAUAACUCUCGAUCAAAGAAGGAAUCGAUAGGGAAAUCGAACGGGAAAGAGGUUGACGAUGGUAUCGAAAAUGCGGUCGAUCGAACGAAAGAGGGAAAGGAAGAGGCAAAUGGAACGAAGGAUUUAAAUGAAAAUGGAGGAACGAAUGAAGGUGAUAAUAUAAGUGCAAACGAUGAUAGCGGGGGUGGAUUGAUGAAGGUGAUAUUGAAUUCUGGCCUUCCUAGCACCGUUAAAACGAAUCUUUACAACUCUUCUGCGUAUAUCGAAAGAACGAUCGAUGACGGGCCAGAGGACGAAGGCGACGAUUCUGUUUUCGAGGCUUGUCCGAACGAUACCAAUUCAGAUAAAAAGAUUCCGACAGUUUCGUCCGAUCCUCGCUGGCUAUCGGAGGAUGAAGAUGGUGAACAUGAUUCGGAAGAAUGCAGCGGAAUGCAGGAACCACCGGCGACCCCGGUUGCUCGCGAUGAAUUAGCUUUAAGACGUCACAGAUUCUUCUCCGAUUUAUUACAUGCCGCACAAAAUGCGUCGGAGCACAGAGUGAGGUUUGAUCCUCUAGGACCGAUGGUACACACCGGCUGUGAAGGUAACGACAAAGAGGAUCACUUGGAAGAACUGGUAAAUAGAUUGGAGAGCGUUACUAAAAGAUUGGAGAACGUAAGAGGACAGCCUGUAACUGAAACUCAGGACUCCGCUGCUCAAACAAAUACACCAUCGCCAAAGAGGUCUCAGCCAGUGAAAAACAGUGAAUCGGUACAGCUUUCUUCACCUGUCCGUUCAACAAACCAAGUUAUCAGUAUGUCAGUCGCAGGCUAUGAAGAUCUUUUAGCUGGUCCUGUAAACGAAUAUUUGCAAUUGAGUGCAAAGAUUGGCGGAGAUGUAGCUACUCAUAGUAAGCUUGUAGAAAAAGCAUUUCAAAUUCAGCUUGAAUUUAUUCGAACUGCGGCUACUCGUCCAGCCCCAACAAAUCAAACAGAACAGGUCGGUCUUCUUGGACCUACUUCUACACAAAUUCAACAGAUUCAAGAGUUUCGUGAAAAGAAUAGAGGCUCUCAGUUUUUCAACCAUUUGUCAGCGAUAAGUGAGAGUAUUCCAGCUUUAGGAUGGGUUGCUGUCUCGCCUACGCCAGCACCUUAUGUAAAAGAAAUGAACGAUGCUGGACAGUUUUAUACCAAUCGGGUGUUAAAAGAUUGGAAAGAAAAAGAUAAAGUACAUGUCGAAUGGUGCAAGGCUUGGGUACAAACGCUAAGUGAUCUUCAACAGUAUGUACGUCAGCAUCACACAACAGGACUAGUGUGGGCAAAAACUGGCUCUGCACCAGUAGGCAUACCACCACCACCACCACCAUGUAUGCCCAUGGCUGAUGUCGCGCCAGCCAAUAUCGCCGAUGAUAGAAGUGCUCUUUUCGCCGAAAUCAAUCAGGGAGAAGCUAUUACAAAGAAUUUAAAGAAAGUAACAUCUGAUAUGCAGACGCAUAAAAAUCCUUCUUUGAGGACUGGUCCGGCACCAUUUAAAGCACCAUUAGUUGGUAAUUCUAUACCAACAAAAAUCGUACCGCCUGCAAAUGCGCCAAUUGACAAACCACCAGUAUUUACUAGGGAUGGAAAGAAAUGGCUCGUGGAAUAUCAUAAAGGCAACAAAGAUCUGCUGAUUGAUAAUGUAGAAAUGAACAACGUGAUUUACAUGUUCCGAUGUCAAGACAGUACUUUAGUUAUCAAAGGCAAAGUUAACUCCAUUGUCAUGGAUUCGUGUCGUAAGUCGUCUGUGGUAUUCGAUUCUCUUGUGUCGAGCAUCGAAUUUGUCAACUGCCAGAGCGUACAAAUGCAGGUACUUGGAAAAGUCCCCACUAUAUCCAUCGAUAAAACAGACGGUUGUCAAAUGUACUUGAGCUCGGAAUCAAUGAACGUGGAAUUCAUCAGCAGCAAAUCCAGCGAGAUGAACGUGAUGAUACCCCAAGGAAAUGGAGAUUAUGCGGAGUAUCCCAUACCAGAACAAUUCAAAACCACCAUCAGUCCAAAGGGUCUCAGCACGAUCGCGGUCGAUUCAUUGGGUUAAAAGAAAUUGGCGAUUCGAUUAACUCUUAUAGCAUAAGCUAAACGUCUGUCUAAAGAGUACAGCUCAUUAGGGUAUCAUCUUCAGAGGAAUCACCGAUUUAUUAUUUAUUGCUUCUUCGAUUAAUUUAAGAAGUAGGAGAGAUAGGAAGGAAGCUAGAGAAUGGGUACGGGAGUUUCAUUUUCGAAAUCGUAGAAUUCAACUAGAUAAUUCGAUUAAAUGAUGUUUUCAAACAGUUCUCUAUCCGUUUCAAUGGUGUUAAAGGCAUUUCACGAAGAUUAUAGAUUCUCUUUAAAUAGAAAUUUCGAUUCAAGUUAAAACCGUGUUCGGUUGAACGAGUCUUGUCAAAUUUAUGUUAGUUAUGGGGUGAUGGUAAUGCAGAUCGUGCGUCGGUAUUAUCCCCUCUGUCGGUAAAGGCGCGCUCCUUUUAUCUUCACCUCACUACGCGCAUACAUGCAGAUAUUCGAUUAAAACCGAAUAUGUUGUUUGUAAUAUAGAGUUAAUUAAAGAAAUUUCUAAUUAUUCUGUGAUUCGUUUGCCAAAAGGUGGUAAUGUUAAAUAGAAUCAAUAAUCUUCACGAAAUUGUUAUCACACGCACGUUGGUGCUGAAAUAAGGAGACUGUACGUCGGAUCGUAAUAUUAGGGUAUGGACAAAAGUUUUUCUAAUCCGCGAAUCGGACUUUUAUACAUUUACACCACUUUUUUAUCGCGUUCGAACUUUUGUCCAUAUCGAAUCCGUCAAGAUUUCAGUCGUCCCGAUAAAAGGAAUUGCCACCCAGUGUUUCCAGUGCGAGAAGAGCAUCAAGCGAUUUAUAUGCUAUAUCUAAAAAGUAUUUCCUCAGUGUUAGUUCUUUUUUAUAUUCUUCUAACUAAUAUUCUUUAGAAUAUUAAUCGGAUUUUCAUUUCACCUAGUGCGUUCUUUGCGAUUAAUGAUUUUUAUGAUAGAUUUUUUUUAAAUCUAUGAAAUACUCUUACCUGUAAGAUUAAAGAAUCUCUAACCAGUACAGAAGCUGUUAUACCUGUCCUUUUAGAAAUUUUAAUGUAGGAGAGCUGAAUUAUUAACACGAAACGUAUCUGGGUAAAUACUUUUCAGUUGUGGCGUAUAUCCGUGAAAAUGAAAAUCAGGAAGCAUUCAUGAGUAAUUUAUAAAGUAUUAGGAACGUCAUAUCAAUAGUUUGAUAUAUUACCUUCUAGACUUUUGCAGUAAAUAUUUAUCUCUCUCAUUUCCUAGCUGUUCUUUAUUUAUUUCAUCGAAUUGCUUCGUGUUUGCAGAUUUUCAAAGUUCGAUCAUUUGUUCGAGGAGUCUUCCGAAUUGAUAAAUGUUCACGACAUGUAAAUAGAGUGAAAUUUAUUUAAUGACUAAUAUUCGAUCGAACGCGAGCGCAUGUUUGAAGAAUUUUCGAGAAUUUUUUUCAUACGUUCUUAGUGGGAUAACGCGUGAAUGCAAAAUAAUCAAAAUGAUUGUGCAAAAGUCUUGAUGGUGUUAAUCGUUUGAGAGAUGAAUAAGAAGAAAACAUAAACAGCUUGAACAAAUAAAAAGGCAUGAUAAACGUGAUUUAAUUAAACUUUCAAAAGCUGUGCGGUUUGAACGUGACGUAAAUUUACAUUGUGAUUUUUACCGUUCGGUACAUUGUGCUAAUCGUAGGUAUAAUCUAAUAUUAGAGUUACACUUAAAGGCACGAUCUAGAAUGACAGAAGAUCAUUUAGACUAAUUAAUGAAUUCAGCAGUUUGAUCCUUUUCACGUGGGAAAGAGAUACGAGAACAACAAAUACGAUUUUUCUAUAAUGGUACUAAUGAGCUUUGAUUACAGAGUGGUGAUUUAAUUUGUGACUGAGAUUAUUGUUUAAUCAUUAAGGAUCGUACUGCCGUUAACGGAGUAGUAUCUAACAUUCUUCGUUUUAAUAAUCGAUAGAGUAUUAUUAUCGAGAAUAAUUAAUAUUUAUUUCUGAAUAUGAUUUUCAGUGCUAUUUCUAAUUGUCCUAAUAAAACAAAUUAAUAUACCAUUUAAA
This is a messenger RNA of Osmia lignaria (orchard mason bee), 4653 nucleotides long. RefSeq names its product adenylyl cyclase-associated protein 1 (gene capt). NCBI's taxonomy places the organism in Eukaryota, Metazoa, Arthropoda, Insecta, Hymenoptera, Megachilidae. Gene Ontology annotation, molecular function: adenylate cyclase binding; actin binding. The record is from RefSeq and is a predicted model, not a curated record. Gene Ontology annotation, biological process: cell morphogenesis; actin filament organization; cytoskeleton organization. Gene Ontology annotation, cellular component: cytoplasm.